This is a messenger RNA of Penicillium chermesinum, 1638 nucleotides long. RefSeq names its product 3-oxoacid CoA-transferase. Gene Ontology annotation, molecular function: succinyl-CoA:3-oxo-acid CoA-transferase activity. Gene Ontology annotation, biological process: ketone body catabolic process. The record is from RefSeq and is a predicted model, not a curated record. The coding region runs from base 1 to 1638 and encodes 545 amino acids. NCBI's taxonomy places the organism in Eukaryota, Fungi, Ascomycota, Eurotiomycetes, Eurotiales, Aspergillaceae. The transcript is spliced from 9 exons.
AUGGCCGCUUUACGAGUUACCAGCGCGGCGCUGUCACGCAAGGCACUGGCUGCUUGUCGUCCACAACUCUACAUUGGGAUUCGCUGCCCAGCUCGGUCGCUGGUGCCAACCACGCGCCCGAGUGCGUCAUACUCCACAACACCCGCGAGGUGCUCUUUGGCCCCGAAGAUCGAGCGUGGAGGGUCGAAGCUGUUCAAAGAUGCCGACGCUGCAGUCGCGGAUAUCCAGAGCGGAUCCACGAUCUUGAGCUCAGGAUUUGGUCUCUGCGGGGUUGCUGAGACUCUCAUCAAUGCAAUGGGCCGCCGAGGUGCAGACAAUCUGCAUUCCUUGACGGCCGUCUCGAACAAUGCCGGUGCUGCUGGCAAGGGUGGCCUCUCAAUCCUAUCGCAGAAUGGGCAACUCAACCGACUCAUCCUCUCUUAUCUUGGAAACAACAAAGCAUUGGAGAAGAAGUACCUCAGCGGAAAUAUUGGAAUCGAACUUUGUCCCCAAGGCACGUUGGCCGAGCGGUUGCGCGCUGGCGGAGCCGGCAUUCCGGCCUUUUUCACGCCGACCGGAGCUCAUACAUUCAUUGAAGAGGGAAAGAUCCCUGUGCGUAUGGAUGAGUCGGGGAAAGUGCUCGAGUCUGGUACCCCCAGAGAAACCCGGGAAUUCAACGGCAAGAAGUACUUGAUGGAGACUGCAUUGACCGGCGAUGUGGCAAUCCUGCGGGCUUGGAAGGCAGACGAAGCUGGGAACUGUGUCUUCCGGUACACUACUAAGGCUUUUGGCCCGAUCAUGGCGAAGGCUGCGACUCUGACAAUCGUGGAGGCCGAAACUAUUGUGCCAAUCGGGGCAAUUGAUCCGAACGAUGUGGACCUGCCUGGUAUAUUCGUGGACCGCAUUGUGCCGGCAACCGAUGAGAAACAUAUCGAGAUUAAGAAAUUGAGAGAGCCUGAGAACGGAAGUACUUCUAGCGAGUCUAAAAGCCCUGCCCAGCUCCAGCGAGAGCGAAUUGGGCGCCGGGCAGCCAAGGAGCUGAAGCAUGGAUUUUAUGUCAACCUGGGCGUUGGUAUCCCCACACUGGCACCGUCAUUCUUGCCUAGCGAUGUGAAGGUCUGGGUCCAAUCUGAGAAUGGUAUAUUGGGAAUGGGACCCUACCCAACCGAAGACGAGGUUGACCCGGAUAUCAUCAACGCUGGAAAGGAGACAGUCACUCUUGUACCCGGCGCCUCUACGUUCGAUAGUACCGAAUCCUUUGGAAUGAUUCGGGGUGGACAUGUCGAUGUGUCGAUUCUUGGUGCCCUCCAAGUCAGUGCUAAUGGCGAUUUGGCAAACUACAUGAUCCCCGGGAAAGUUUUCAAGGGCAUGGGUGGCGCCAUGGAUCUGAUCUCCAACCCGGAUCAGACUAAGAUCGUGGUUGCCACAAGCCAUGUAGCCAAAGACGGGUCCCCAAAGAUUGUCCAGAAGUGUAACCUACCGUUGACUGGCGCGAAUGUCGUGAGCACCAUCAUCACGGACUUGUGUGUGUUUGAGGUCAACCGAGCCACCGGAGAGCUAACGCUCACAGAACUGGCUCCCGGAGUGGAGGUGGAAGAGGUGCAGAGCAAGACCGAUGCUAAGUUCACCGUUGCGGAGCAGCUUGAGCUUAUGGAAUAG